This is a messenger RNA of Terrapene triunguis (Three-toed box turtle), 420 nucleotides long. Its product is annotated as lysoplasmalogenase-like protein TMEM86A. The transcript is spliced from 2 exons. Gene Ontology annotation, cellular component: membrane. The record is from RefSeq and is a predicted model, not a curated record. Lineage: Eukaryota; Metazoa; Chordata; Testudines; Emydidae. The annotation marks the transcript as partial.
UUAUCUCUGGCUCUGUUGAACCCAUGGGAGAUGAAAGUCCAGGCGGGUGCCUGGAGUUGGAAGCAGCAGCCAGGGUGCGUCCCAGAGCCGCCGGCCCGGAGCCCCGGCCCCUCACCAUGGACAUUCUCGAGACGGACGCCCGCUACCGCCGGAACAUUGCGGCUGAUGCCAAGAGCCGCCGCCUCAAGCUACUGCCGUUCCUGGCCGCCUGCGGCCUGUACUUCGCCCUGCUGCUGCCUGAGCCCAGCUGGGUCAGCGCCGGCGUCAAGAGCCUCCCGGUCCUGAGUCUGGUCUUCUUCCUGACGGCCCAGGCCUGGGGUGACGGCGCCUGGACCCCGGCCGCCCGCCGGGUCUGCUGGGGGCUGAUGUUCUCCAGCAUGGGAGACGCCUCCCUGGUCUGGCCUCAACUAUUCCUCCUAG